CCUCCCCUUUCCUUUCCGCCGGGCAAUGGCUGCAGCGAAGGCCUUGGGGGCUGCUGCCCGACUGGAGGAAGACUGUGGUGGGACCCGCGGUGGAGUUGGGAGUGGUGGUAAUGCAGACAGUAAGGAUUGUAUCCUGGAGCCGCUUUCCCUGCCAGAAAGUCCAGGUGGCACCACCAUUUUAAAAGGUUCUCCAUCUGUGCCUUGUAUUUUCUGUGAAGAACAUUUUCCUGUGGCUGAACAAGACAAACUUCUGAAACACAUGAUUAUUGAGCAUAAGAUUGUCAUAGCUGAUGUCAAGUUGGUUGCUGAUUUCCAAAGGUAUGUUUUGUAUUGGAGAAAGAGGUUCACUGAACAGCCCAUCACAGAUUUUUGUACAGUGAUCAGAAUCAAUUCCACAGCCCCACCUGAAGAACAAGACAACUAUUUUUUGUUGUGUGAUGUUUUACCAGAAGAUAGAAUUCUUAGAGAAGAGCUUCAGAAACAGAAACUGAAAGAAAUUCUGGAACAACAGCAGCAAGAACGAAGUGAUACCAGUUUUCAUGGCAGUUGUAUGUUUUGCAGUGAGGAAUUCCUCGGAAACAGAUCUGUUCUUUUAAACCACAUGGCUAGGGAACAUGCUUUCAACAUUGGAUUGCCUGACAACAUUGUGUACUGCAGUGAAUUUCUGUGUACAUUACAAAGAAAGCUUGACAAUUUACAGUGCUUAUACUGUGAGAAGACUUUCAGGGACAAAAAUACACUUAAAGAUCAUAUGAGGAAAAAGCAACAUCGUAGAAUCAAUCCCAAGAACAAAGAAUAUGACCGAUUUUAUGUCAUCAAUUACUUGGAAUUUGGAAAAUCAUGGGAAGAAGUUCAACUGGAAGAUGAUCGGGAAUUCCUAGACCAUCAGGAAGAUGAUUGGUCUGACUGGGAAGAGCACCCAGUCUCUGCUGUCUGCCUAUUUUGUGAAAAACAAGCAGAAACAGUCGAGAAAUUGUAUGUCCACAUGGAGGAUGCGCACAAAUUUGAUCUCCUCAAAAUAAAGUCAGAACUUGGAUUAAAUUUCUAUCAGCAAGUGAAACUGGUGAAUUUCAUUCGGAGGCAGGUUCACCAGUGUAGAUGUUAUGGCUGCCAUGUGAAGUUCAAAUCUAAAGCAGACUUAAGGAGUCAUAUGGAAGAAGCUAAGCAUAUUUCACUGCUUCCUGAAAAAAAGAUAUGGGACCAACUACAAUAUUAUUUUCCAACCUAUGAAAAUGAUGCUCUCCUGUGUACACUAUCUGACAGUGAAAGUGACCUGGCAUCUCAGGAACAAAAUGAAAAUGUGCCCAUCAUCGGUGAGGAUACAUCUAAACUGCAGGCUUUGAAACAAAGUAGUGUUUUGAACCAGUUGCUUCUACAAGAUUGCUUGGAAAGCUAGAAGAAACUGCUGCAGAAGCAAUUUGUCAUCUUUUUCACUCAUAAGACACAUAGGAAAGAAUAGCUUAAAUGUAAACAUCAGCAAAGGAUACUCCUUGGUGAAAUAAACCUUUUAAAAAUGAACACUUGUUUCAAAAAAUAAAGCAAAAAGAAAAAGA
Molecule: messenger RNA, 1553 nt
Organism: Lepus europaeus (European hare)
Lineage: Eukaryota; Metazoa; Chordata; Mammalia; Lagomorpha; Leporidae
Gene: ZNF277
Product: zinc finger protein 277
Exons: 12
Coding region: 26-1396 (456 amino acids)
Source: RefSeq, a predicted model, not a curated record